Messenger RNA from Geodia barretti, 1567 nucleotides. Lineage: Eukaryota; Metazoa; Porifera; Demospongiae; Tetractinellida; Geodiidae. The record is from the annotation of a GenBank genome assembly.
AUGGCAGCCAUUGCUGAGCGUGGUCCUGUUCAGGUGGAAGUCGCAGAAACAGCUGCGACCGGCGGAGAGUCCGAAGGGGAGACGGAGCAGACCUCUGCACGUUCAGUGGUUGCUCUCGUGACUGGAGCCACUGUAAAAGGCGGGAUCGGCUACGAGACAGCCAAGCAGCUGGCAAAAAAGCUAACUCGAGAAGGCGUCCACAUAGUCCUGGCUGGGAGCACGGAAUUGAGCGAACAGGACAUGGUAACCUUCAAGAACGAGGUGAUUAGCUUAAAAUCAGGACAGGGGGAGGGGUCUGGAGCUGAACUGACUGUGGAGAGUAUGAAACUGGAUCUGUCGUCGUUGGCGUCAGUAAAGGAGUUUGUCAAGGCCUUCAAGGAGAAGUUCACCCACCUCAACUACCUCGUGCACUGCGAUGGCGUCGUCUUUGUCAGAUUUGAGAAAACUGUUGAUGGCUUUGAAAGACAUUUCCAGGUGAACCACCUGGGGCCGUGUCUACUGACACUAGAACUCCACCCACUGCUGAAGAUGGGGCGGGAGGGAAAGGGCAGGGCUCGGGUGGUGCUGCUCACGUCCGCAGCCCAUUCCAGUGCGGAAUUCGACCCGAGUAACAUGAACGGAGAACAGUGCUACAGCAGAUUCAUGGCCUACUAUAACUCCAUGUUAUACAAUAUCAAGUCGAAUUUUAUUAACGAUGCCUGCAGUAACAGACCAGUUCUGAAGGCGAUAUCAAAGAUCAUCCUCAAACUGUGUUACCAGGGGCUGGAUGAGGGAGCAGAGAGAAUAAUAAAAUGUAUUACAGCUGAACCCAGUCAGUGGCUGGACAUGCAGUACUUUCACCAGGAUAAAGGAGAUCAGCUCAUGAGAGUCUCAAAUACUGCCAGGGACGUGAGGUCCCAGAAGCUGUUGUGGGAGAGAAGUAUGGCAGCUGUGAGGGAACACAUGACAGAGGAGCUGGGCAACAAGUUUGGCAGCACGGAGGUCGAAGGGUCACUCCUGCGGGAGAUGGUUGACCUGAGAGACGAGGUGGAGAGAGAGAAGAUUGCGGCGGAGGGAGACGAGUUGCAGGAAAUGGCGGCCAUGAAACUGGCUCUGAGGAAGAAGAGGGAGGGGCGAGGAGAGAGGGGGGAGGAGGAGCCUGGAGCAAAGCUGCUUCAGAAGAUGGUGGGCAUUAAGAAGAGUGGACGUGAUGGUGGUGGAAAUCUGGAGGAAUUGCUGACAAGAGCGCGUCGGGAGCUGAGAGAGGGAGGGACAAAUGAAAGUGGAGGGGAGAAUGUACAGGCAGAGGGAGGAAGUGAGGAAGUGCAAGAGGAGGGAGGAGGUGAGGAGGGAGAGGAGGGAGAGGAGACGAGUAGCUCAAGACCUUUCGUAGGGAAAGUAACACCAGUUUGAACAAGUUCACAAAAAGUCGUUUUGUACUAGUUUUUUUACUUUUUAGCAAUUUUCAUAUCUGUUUUUAAAAACAUCAGUAACCCUGCGUGCACGCAUAAUCAGUAGCCUAUGCCAUUAUGCCAGGCUACUGAUUAUGCGUGCACUCUCAUAUGCAAUGUGUACUUGAUUAAAGUUU